CCUUCUUUUUCUUUGUUCUUACGGAGGAAAGAGACGAAACAUUAGUUUUUUUUUUUUUAAAUUCAUUUAUUAAUCUGUAAAAUAAAAAUUCAAAAGCGGGAUCGUGAUUUGAAUUUAGGAAUUGGAUCAGCGAGUCGUUAAUUAUGGAAGGAGUAGGAGCUCGGUUAGGUAGGUCCUCGACUCGUUACGGAGGACCGGCAACGGUAUUCACGGGUCCGGUUAGGAAGUGGAAGAAGAAGUGGGUUCACGUCUCUCCCUCCUCCAAGAAACAUACCUCCUCCGUCGUUAACGGUGGGUCCGCUUCCGAUGGAUCGCACUUGUUGUUCUUCAAGUGGGCUCCAUUGUCUCAGGGCGGCAGCGGGAACGAAGAUGGCAAAAGCGAGAGUAAUUCUCCCAGCGAAGAGCCUGUGACGGCGACGGAGGCAGAAGAAGAGCCUCCGCGCCGCAGAUUCAAAUACGUGCCGAUCGCAGUGCUUGAGGAGCAGAAGAAGGAAGCUACAGAGACUGAGGAAGACGACAAGGUUGAAGAGGAUGAGGCAAGUGCAGUGGAGCCAAGCGAGAAGAAGAUUGAGGAAAAACCAGACAUGAAUGAUGUUCCCAUGGAAGAUAAUCAGGAGGAAGAUAAAAUAGUGCGACAAGAUCUCAACGAAAGCACUGCCGAUGUAGAUGCGGAUUCUGAAAACAAUCCGAAAGGGGGCGAGCCAGUAUAUGAGUCAUAAACUGGCCAUUGCAUACCCCGUAACUCAGGGUUUGGCUUAUCGUAUUCCUUAACUUUCACUGUCGUCAUGAACAAGAGACAAUACGGUGAGAAGAAAGCAUUUGUUUGAGAUGGUCUGUGUACGUCCAUGGCUUCUUCCUUUCCUUCUUUGAUGACUAGACUCAAUUUAUUCGGAACUAAACAUUCAAUUUACAGAGGAUUCUUGGUCUUUUUGUUUUGAUUUUUAAUCUGAUUAAGCAUUUUAAUUAUGAAUGACGGCACUCUUGAUAUCAUAUGAACAGAGCUUUUUCAUUCAUUGCA
Brassica oleracea var. oleracea is the source of this 1018-nucleotide messenger RNA. RefSeq lists its product as uncharacterized. Lineage: Eukaryota; Viridiplantae; Streptophyta; Magnoliopsida; Brassicales; Brassicaceae. The record is from RefSeq and is a predicted model, not a curated record. The transcript is spliced from 3 exons. Bases 144 to 719 code for a protein of 191 amino acids.